UGUUACACAGCGAAUUAUCAAGGCCGGCAUGCUAUUUGCUGGCAGACCGACCUCCACAAGAGGCAGCUGUAACAGAGAGAGAGGGAGAGCUUCCCGCUCCACAGUUUGCAUCGCUCAAGUCACGAAUUUGCAUCGGUGAAAGUUACUAGGAAGACCUGGUUCAACAAAGGGAGACCUGGUUCGUCAAAGGAGACCCGGUUCAACAAAGAGUGAAUUGGUUCGUCAAAGGAGACCCGGUUCAACAAAGGGAGACCUGGUUCAAAAAGGGAGACCUGGUUCAACAAAGGGAGACCUGGUUCAACAAAGGGAGACCUGGUUCAACAAAGGGAGACCUGGUUCAACAAAGGGAGACCUGGUUCAACAAAGGGUGACCUGGCUCAACAAAGGGAGACCUGGCUAAACAAAGGGAGACCUGGUUCAAGAAGGGAGACCUGGUUCAACAAAGGGUGACCUGGUUCAACAAAGGGAGACCUGGCUAAACAAAGGGAGACCUGGUUCAAGAAGGGAGACCUGGUUCAACAAAGGGUGACCGGGUUCAACAAAGGGAGACCUGGCUAAACAAAGGGUGACCUGGUUCAACAAAGGGAGACCUGGUUCAACAAAGGGUGACGUGGCUAAACAAAGGGAGACCCGGUUCAACAAAGGGUGACCUGGUUCAACAAAGGGAGGCCUCGUUCAACGGCGGACAACAGCAGCACAUUGCAUCAGAGAAUCAACCGCAGGCCGACGCGCAAACUGUCCUUCACAAAUGUAAAAUUAAAGACACGAGCCACAGAAGUGCUGCGACUGUGGCCAUGCAACCCAGAUUGUGGCCCACAUGGUAAACCUACUGUGGCCUGCACUCCUUCAAUGGAGAAGGAAUAGCAAAGCUACCCGAACUCUCCCGUAGAAGCCCUCUCGUCGUGGCUGGCAGACCUCAAACUUUGGCAUCUAGGUCAUGAACACCAGGAGUAGAAUUCACAGCAAGCGACCCGAUCGCUCGGAGCCAAGACAUCUGCAACAGGGAUCAUCGGCAGUAGAUGAAGAUUGUCCACAGAAAGCAAACAAGUCGGAGUAAAUGAAGACACAACUCGCGUCCUGCUCGUGAUAGCAAACGUAGCACAUUGACAGACACCGGCUGCAAACGGGUAGAUCAAGUGCGGUGUAAAUGAGAUUAAAACAGCUGCACUCAAACGUUCCAUGUCUCACGAGAGACCGAUCGAGGGGGAGAGUAGAUUCUCGUUUACAUUUUUCAGUAAAAAAAUCGGAAUCAAAAUAUGUAUUUGUACUGGAGGAAUCCAAUGCGCUUUAAAAGCUUUUUUUUGGAUAGAUGCCCAGUAGGCAUUCUUAAACAGGCUUGAGCAACAGUCCAACGCCUCAACAGCAAAUACUUAUCACGGCCUUCAAAAAAGGGGUUGACACGUUGAAUCCCCUUUGUAAGAAACAUUUAAAGUAAAAAAUAACAAACCGAUUCGAAUUCAAGCGGCCACGAAUCAUGACUGCAGCCGCCGCGGUGCUCAGAUGCGCGGAGGUGGUGACGCUGAGCGCCACGUUCCUGUACCAGCCGCUCUCGGAGGAGCCGGACAAUUCCCAGGCGUGGAGCCAAGCGGUGAGGCUCCUCAACAUCCUGGCCAACGGCCUCACCCUGGCCCUGGCACCGGUCAGCCACGGGUGGCGGUGCGCGCCCGCCGCCGCCGCCGCCACCGCCGCCGUCGACGCGCAGGACCGGCGCCACGGCGGACCUUCGGCCGGAAACCGGAGCGCGGCCGAGACGCUGCGCGUGUGCACCUCCAUCUACCUCCUCUUCUCCGCCGCCUUCUGGUGGCACCGCGUCCUCGUGACGGGCAGCGCCGACCUCGCAGACCUGCACCGCCCUUGCCUUCCGGGCGCCCCGCACGGGCCCGGCUGCGCGCCCGUCCCGUGGCUCCCGUCCCCGCGGGAGAGCUCGGCGGUGUCGCUGCUCGCGGCCGCGCUGUUCGGGAUCGACUUCGUCCUCUCCCGGAGGCUCCACCGGCGGCAUCCCGUGACCUCGAGCGGAGGCGUCCUCCUGCUGGGGCAGGCGGCGGCCUGCGCCUCCGUCGUCGUCACGCUGCGCGAGUCUCCGGGCUGCGCGAAUCUGCUGACGUCCCGGACUUGUCUGGCCACGGGCUGGCUCGUCCUCGCCGCCUCUUCCCUCGCGCUGCUGCGACGCCAAGAGACAGACGAAAGGGAGGUGGCGGUGGAUGGGACGAACGACGCGGGGGAGGUUGCGGUUGGACUGUUGGCACUGUGUGGCCACUCCGUGGCUGGCGUCUUGCUGCUGGAGUUCGGGUACGAGCCAGCAAGGCCGUGUCCGCCCUCUCUUCUCUGCCUGCAUGGACUCGCCGGAGCCAUCUCACUCGUGCAGCUCGUUCGCCCAGAGGCGCGGUGGCGUUCGGUGAAGUUUCCGGGUUUUUUGAUGUCCUAACGAUGCCCGUUUAAGACCCAGGGCGCUUCUGCCCAAUCCUAACAAGAGCUGUUCUCUGUGCCUUGACCUGUCGUUCCGAGUCUGAAGCGGUGAUGCUCACCCCUCCAUCGUGUAGGCGCUACCUCGUGGCUUUGAACACGCGCACACAGAAUACAGCGCGAGACCGCACGUUCUUAGCCACCAGCCUUUGUUUGCGCUGCAUGGAAGUGACAUUAAAGAGGCGUUCCUAAGUGC
Messenger RNA from Petromyzon marinus (sea lamprey), 2659 nucleotides. RefSeq lists its product as uncharacterized. Lineage: Eukaryota; Metazoa; Chordata; Hyperoartia; Petromyzontiformes; Petromyzontidae. The record is from RefSeq and is a predicted model, not a curated record.